Nanorana parkeri is the source of this 1621-nucleotide messenger RNA. RefSeq names its product COP9 signalosome subunit 3 (gene COPS3). Bases 102 to 1373 code for a protein of 423 amino acids. The transcript has 12 exons. Gene Ontology annotation, cellular component: COP9 signalosome. NCBI's taxonomy places the organism in Eukaryota, Metazoa, Chordata, Amphibia, Anura, Dicroglossidae. The record is from RefSeq and is a predicted model, not a curated record. Gene Ontology annotation, biological process: ubiquitin-dependent protein catabolic process.
CUCGCGAGAUUUGAGCUCGCUGAGUGAAGCUUGAGUUCGGCCCGCGCUUCUCUCUCUCCCCGGCACCGGCCCCACCGCGGAGGGGGGCGGACACAACCGGCAUGGCCUCCGCUCUGGAGCAGUUCGUCACCAGCGUCCGCCAGCUGUCCUCCCAAGGGCAAAUGACUCAGCUGUGUGAGCUCAUCAACAAAAGCGGAGAGUUGCUGGCAAAGAACCUCUCCCACCUGGACACGGUGCUGGGGGCCCUGGAUGUGCAGGAACAUUCUCUGGGGGUCCUCGCCGUUUUAUUUGUGAAGUUUUCCAUGCCCAGUAUUCCUGAUUUUGAGACCUUGUUUUCUCAAGUCCAGCUCUUUAUCAGCACUUGCAACGGAGAACACAUUAGAUACGCUACAGACACCUUUGCUGGUCUAUGCCAUCAGUUAACAAAUGCACUUGUGGAGCGAAAACAGCCCCUGAGAGGAAUCUGUGUUCUCAGACAAGCCAUAGACAAGAUGCAAAUGAAUACGAAUCAACUGACCUCAAUUCAUGCAGAUCUUUGCCAGCUUUGUUUGUUAGCAAAAUGCUUUAAGCCGGCUCUUGCUUAUUUAGACGUAGAUAUGAUGGACAUCUGUAAAGAAAACGGUGCUUACGAUGCCAGGCCCUUCCUGUGUUACUACUACUAUGGGGGCAUGAUCUACACGGGGCUAAAGAACUUUGAGAGGGCGCUUUAUUUUUACGAACAGGCAAUCACAACGCCGGCCAUGGCAGUCAGUCACAUCAUGUUGGAAUCUUAUAAAAAGUAUAUCCUAGUUUCUUUGAUACUUCUAGGGAAAGUUCAGCCGCUGCCUAAAUAUACCUCGCAGAUCGUCGGUAGAUUUAUUAAGCCUCUUAGCAAUGCCUACCAUGAACUAGCACAGGUCUAUUCAUCCAACAACCCGGCAGAGCUGCGGAACCUGGUGAACAAACACGGCGAGGCAUUUACCAGAGACAAUAACAUGGGGCUGGUGAAACAGUGUCUGUCCUCCCUGUACAAAAAAAAUAUUCAGAGACUUACCAAAACGUUUCUUACCCUCUCCCUACAAGACAUGGCUAGUCGAGUUCAGUUAACUGGUGCUCAGGAGGCCGAAAAAUAUGUUCUGUAUAUGAUAGAAGAUGGAGAAAUCUUUGCAAGUAUUAAUCAGAGGGAUGGAAUGGUGUGCUUUCAUGAUAAUCCAGAAAAAUACAACAAUCCAGCUAUGCUUCAUAAUAUCGAUCAGGAGAUGCUCCGAUGUAUAGACCUUGAUGACCGGUUAAAAGCAAUGGAUCAGGAGAUCACCGUGAACCCACAGUUUGUUCAAAAGAGUAUGGGCUCACAAGAUGACGACUCAGGAAGCAAGCCAUCCAGUUACUCUUGAAGGGGAGAAUUUCCUGCACCUCCCAAACUCCAGAAUGUGGAUCGUCAACAAUGCAAAACGUUCUCAAUUCAGCCUAAAACACGUCUUCGCAAAAGCAAUUGGGAGAAGCUCCAUUUUUGCCCGGACAUUUAAAUAAACCUGGAAAACCAAUAUUUAUGACGUCUCUCUCUGUCCUGUAUACGUUACCAGUUAUAAUCUGAGGGACGGAAUACAAACCUAUACAAAUAAAGUCUGUUGUGAAUUUGUCU